CAAUCCUAUGAUCCUAUCCUAACAAGUUGAGCAGGCCACAUUGACGUUGUGGCCUCGCAGGCCGAGUCUAACGGUCCACUCUGCUCAUUCAACCGGUGAGUGUUCGGACGCACUCGGCUCGGGCGGCGCGCGCCCGUGAGUACGACCUUAAAUAAGGGGCAGGGCUCCGUCGGCACAGCACAACCCGCCGCCUCCCCCCACCGAUGCAGCGGAUCUGCGCUGCCGCGUGUCCUCUAUAUAAACUGCACUGAGCGGCCAGAGCGCACAGCUUCAGUGGACAGCUCCGUGGUGCUGACAUCUCGGAGACACCACACACACACACACACACACACACACUUUAACUUCCCCACUUACACACACACUGCGGCCGCGCUACGCCUGGAACCAUGGACGGCUUCUCGUGGAAACUUUUUCUACUCCCGUGCCUGGUCGUUCUGGAGUGCUGCGCGCAAGACUUCGGACAGACGCAGUUCAUUUGCACGUCGGUGCCCAAGGACAUGGACCUGUGCACGGCCACGAUGCAGAACAGCGGGCCGGCGGAGGACCUGAAAACCACGGUCAUGCAGCUGCGGGAGACCGUGCUGCAGCAGAAGGAGACCAUCAUGAACCAAAAGGAGACAAUCAGGGAGCUAACGUCCAAGUUGAGCCGCUGCGAGAGCCAGAGCCUCCCCGCGGCGGCGGGACCCGGCGGGAGGCGGCCGGGGGCGAAGAACACGAUGGGGGAUGUAUCCCGGGGAACCACGGACACUCUGGCACAGCUGGGACAGACUUUACAGACGCUCAAACAGAGACUGGAGAACCUAGAGCAGUACAGCCGAGGGAACAACACCGUGCAGGCGAACAGCCUGAAGGAUCUGCUGCAGAACAAGAUAGACGACAUGGAGAAGCAGGUUCUGUCCCGGGUCAACACGCUGGAGGAGACCAAACCGGGCCCCAGGAACGACACGGAGCAGCGCAACCGAGUGGAGUCCACGCUCACCACCCUGCACCACCGGAUUACUGACCUGGAAAAAGGUAAAGACACCAGGCCAAUAGAUAAAUUCCAGCUCACCUUCCCCCUGAGAACCAACUACAUGUACGCCAAAGCCAAGAGGAGCCUUCCUGAGAUGUACACCUUCAGCGUGUGUCUGUGGAUCAAGUCCAGCGCCUCGCCCGGGGUGGGAACGCCCUUCUCCUACGCCGUGCCGGGUCAGGCCAAUGAGCUGGUCUUGAUCGAGUGGGGCAACAACCCUAUGGAACUUCUCAUUAAUGACAAGGUCGCGAAGCUGCCAUUCCUCAUCAACGACGGAAAAUGGCAUCACCUGUGCAUCACGUGGACCACCCGUGACGGGAUGUGGGAGGCCUUCCAGGACGGGGUGAUGCGGGACAGCGGGGAGAAUCUGGCACCGUACCAUCCCAUCAAGCCUGAGGGCGUGCUGGUCCUGGGACAAGAGCAGGACACGUUGGGAGGAGGCUUUGACGCAACACAAGCCUUUGUCGGAGAGCUUGCGAACCUUAAUAUCUGGAAUAGGAAACUUUCCAUCGCCGAGAUCUACAACUUGGCCACCUGCAACAGCAAAGCACCGGCUGGUAACGUCUUCUCCUGGACGGAGAGCAACAUUGAAAUAUUUGGCGGAGCGACCAAAUGGACCUUUGAGCCUUGCCGCUCGCUCAACUAAACCGCUGUCCGCCGCUCCCCCCCAAAAAAAGGCCUCUCUGUGUUUCUGAGCUUUUGUCAUUCUUGUUUUUCAUUUGACGUUCGUUAGAGACUACUUGAGUCGUCGGUAAGCUUAAAUCUGGGAUUUCUAUCAUUCCUUAGGUAUUUAUGUGCAAAACAACACCUUUCAUCUUGAGGGAGAUUUAAAAAAUUCCCAAAUCGUCUUGGGAACCUCAAUGAGAAAGCAUUGGUAUCUGUUGCUCCUUUUUUCCCCCCUCUCCCCUCAGAUGUUCAUUUAAAAGCACACCAAAGCUUUUCGUUUGGCUUCUUUUCGCCUUGGACUAGCAGCUGGCAAUCUGCGCCUUAUGUUUGGACAAUUCACAAUCCAAGCGAGGAAUUACAUAACCACUCCCACCCUUUCCCUCCCAGGAGAACGGGGUGAUUAUGCCGUCUGUCCAAUUCUUGUCCGUGUUUGGCGCUGUGAAGUGUUUUCUGACGCGGUACAGCUCCCUGCGAGCCCCAAUUGCCCCCCCCUCCCCCCCCCCUCCCCCUCCUCCAUUCCGGAACUUGCACUGUGACUGACGAAGAGAACGCCAGGGGAGGAGGGUACGCUGAAGGACACUGCAAAGUCAGACUGUGGUACAAAUUUGUAAUCAUCGUUCGCUUCAAGUGAUUCUGUGAGAAUGUCGUUAACUUGCCAACAUUGCUACAAAGCCUGGGUGCCUUGGGCUGGUACAAAUAUUCAGCACAUUCAGUAUGUUUUCAGCUGCAAAUUCAGUGUUUAUUGGUUUCUGUUUUUUUCUCUUCCUUUUCCCCUGAGCUGUUUUGAGUUUCCUGUCCCUCUGGUAAAUGUAAUUUAAUUACAGUUUGUUAUCUGACAUGACGUGUUUUGGCAGGUGUUUGUACUACUCUGUAUUAGGAAUGUUACAGUAUCUGUGUAGUAACAGCAUGAAUGACAGAGUGCCGUGAAAGCAUUUGUGGAAAUCUGCUUUACUAUCUUCUCUGGGUCUGGGUUUUUUACUGUAUUGUUAUAUGCUCCAAGCAUGGCAAAAACUGAGAGAUGAAGAAUUUAAUUUUUGUAAUAAAAUUGUGAUACUUAAUGUCACAGUGAA
Scophthalmus maximus (turbot) is the source of this 2748-nucleotide messenger RNA. Its product is annotated as neuronal pentraxin-1-like. NCBI's taxonomy places the organism in Eukaryota, Metazoa, Chordata, Actinopteri, Pleuronectiformes, Scophthalmidae. The record is from RefSeq and is a predicted model, not a curated record. The coding region runs from base 387 to 1658 and encodes 423 amino acids. The transcript is spliced from 5 exons.